Molecule: messenger RNA, 4105 nt
Organism: Impatiens glandulifera
Lineage: Eukaryota; Viridiplantae; Streptophyta; Magnoliopsida; Ericales; Balsaminaceae
Product: structural maintenance of chromosomes protein 1
Exons: 18
Coding region: 253-3909 (1218 amino acids)
Biological process (GO): sister chromatid cohesion
Cellular component (GO): cohesin complex; chromosome; nucleus
Molecular function (GO): ATP binding; DNA binding; ATP hydrolysis activity
Source: RefSeq, a predicted model, not a curated record
AGAAAAAAAAAAUGGAAAAAUUCUUCCGCCAUUAGAAGCAGACGCGAAUGCUCGUUUCCCGCCGUGACAGUAAUCCACUCUCAACUCAACGGUUCCAGAGACACGAUCGAUCGAUCGAUCAAUCGAUUCAACCAAAACUCCAUGAAAGUAACCUCUCAUCAAUUGUUCACUUUUUUCAAAUCCCCAUCUUAAUUCAACACCCCUACUCGGAACCCUAUCUAUUUCUCACCUAGGGUUUUACAUCCCCAAACCAUGCCGUCCGUCCCAUCUCCAGGUAAAAUCAUUCGUCUCGAGCUCGAGAACUUCAAGUCUUACCAAGGACACCAGAUAAUCGGUCCAUUCUUCAACUUCACUGCUAUAAUCGGCCCUAAUGGCUCCGGCAAAUCCAACCUCAUGGACGCCAUUAGCUUCGUCCUCGGCGUCCGUACUGGUCAGCUUAGAGGUUCUCAGUUGAAGGACUUCAUUUAUGCUCUUGAUGACCGAGAUAAGGAGCAAAAAGGAAGGAAGGCGUUUGUUAAGCUGGUUUACUUGCUCGGUAGCGGAACAGAGAUUCAGUUUACCAGAACUAUUACUCCGGCCGGUGGAAGUGAGUAUAGGAUUGAUGGGAGGGUUGUUAAUUGGGAUGAUUAUAAUGGAAAGUUGAAGUCGCUUGGCAUUCUUGUUAAGGCACGCAAUUUUCUGGUCUUUCAGGGUGAUGUGGAAUCAAUUGCAUCAAAAAACCCCAAAGAACUUGCUGCACUAAUUGAGCAAAUAUCUGGGUCUGAGGAUCUCAAAGACGAGUAUGAGAAACUAGAAGAGCAAAAGGCCAGAGCCGAGGAGAAAGCGGCACUUGCUUAUCAGAAAAAAAGGACAGUAGUGUCUGAGAGGAAGCAAAAGAAAGAACAGAAAGAAGAAGCUGAGAAACAUCUUCAGUUUCAAACUCAACUGAAAUCUGUGAAGAAAGAACACUUCCUUUGGCAAUUGUGGAAUUUUGAAAAGGAUAUUGAGAAGGCCAAUGAGGACCUUGAAGAUGAUAAAAAAAGUCGAGAAGAACUUGUUCAGGAAUCUUCAGGUUAUGAACAUGAAGUGGCCAUAAAGAAGAAAGAACAAGCUAAAUAUUUGAAGGAGAUUGCACUAUGUGAAAAGAGAAUCUCAGACAAAAACAAUAGAGUUGACAGGAAUCAACCUGAGCUUCUGAAACUAAAGGAGGAAUCUUCUCGCAUUGCCCACAAGAUCAAAAGUGCUGAGAAGGAUCUUAAGAAAAAAAAAACAGAAAGAAGGAACCAUGCAGAAGAAAUAAAAAAGCUGCAUAAUGACUUACGGGACCUCACUAAACAACUGGAAGAUCUACAUGAGAAGAGUAAAGAAGCUGACCAGAAGCUCCAGUUAGUUGGUGAUCAAUUAGCGAUAUAUAACAAUAUAAAGGAAGAGGCUGGGAUGAAGACUGCAAAGUUAAGAGAUGAGAAAGAGGUCCUGGACAGGCAACAACAUUCAGAUAUUGAAGUUCAGAAGAAUUUGGAAGAGAAUGUGCAACAGUUGGAGAAUAGGAGGCAGGAAUUGGAAAUGCAGGAGAAACAAAUGCGAGCAAGGAUGGAGAAGAUUCUUGAUUCAGUUGUGAAACACAAGGAAGAACUUACACGGGUGCGAAAGGAACAACGUGAGAUGAGUGAAAAACUUGGAACUUCCAGGAGGAAACAUGAAAUGCUGAAAGCUAAAAUUAAUGAAGUUGACAACCAGCUUCGUGAAUUGAAGGCUGAUAGAUAUGAGAACGAGAGGGAUGUCAGGUUGUCUGAGGCUGUUGAAACUUUGAAGAGCCUGUUUCCCAGUGUCCAUGGUCGCAUGACUGAUCUUUGUAGGCCAACACAGAAAAAGUAUAACCUUGCUGUUACAGUUGCAAUGGGUAAAUUUAUGGAUGCUAUUGUUGUUGCAGAUGAACAUACAGCUAAGGAAUGCAUCAAGUAUUUAAAGGAGCGGAGGCUUUCUCCUUUGACAUUCAUACCUCUUCAGUCAGUUCGUGUGAAGCAAAUCACUGAGAAGCUGCGAGCCUUACGGGGGACUGCUAAGUUGGUCUUUGAUGUAAUACAAUUUGACCCAACUUUGGAGAAAGCUGUUCUAUUUGCUGUUGGUAAUACCCUAGUUUGCGAUGAUCUUGAAGAAGCCAAGACUCUGAGCUGGAGUGGGGAGCGGUUUAAAGUUGUGACAGUUGAUGGUACUCUUCUCACGAAAGCUGGUACGAUGACUGGUGGUACUAGUGGUGGCAUGGAAGCAAGGUCACAUAAAUGGGAUGAUAAAAAAGUUGAAGCUCUGAAGAAGAAAAAAGAGGGAUUUGAGUCAGAACUGGAAGAACUGGGGUCAAUUAGGGAGAUGCAACUUAAAGAAUCGGAAGCAUCUGGUAAAAUCAGCGGACUUGAAAAGAAAAUCCAAUAUGCAGAAAUUGAGAAGAAAAGUAUUGAGGAUAAGUUAUCAAAUUUGAAGCGUGAAAAGGCAAAUAUCAAAGAAGAAAUUAACCGCAUUAGGCCCGACCAUGAGAAGUUCAACAACAUUGUUAGUGAAAGGGCUUCAAGGAUUUCAUUGUUAGAGAGGAGAAUAAAUGAAAUCGUUGAUUGUACCUACAAGAAAUUUAGUGAGUCUGUUGGUGUGAAAAAUAUUCGCGAGUACGAAGAAAACCAGCUAAAGGCUGCUCAACAGUUGGUAGACCAAAGGCUAAGCCUAAGUAGUCAGCAAUCGAAGCUAAAAUACCAGUUGGAGUAUGAACAAAAUCGUGAUGUGGAUGCUCCUAUAGCAAAGCUGGAGUCUACUCUUGCUACUUUAAGAAAUGCUCUAGAGGAGGUUAAGACUAAGGACUCUGCUCUUAGGUUAUCAAUGGAAAAUGCAACUGGUGAUAUUGACGAUUUGAAGGUGGAGGUUCAAGAGUGGAGGUCUAAGUCAGAGGGUUGCGAGAAGGAAAUACAAGAGUGGAAGAAAAAAAUUUCCAAUGCCACAACUAAUAUAAGUAAACUUAAUCGCCAGAUUAAAUCAAAGGAAGCGCAGAUAGAACAGCUUACUCUGUCCAGGCAGGAUACUUUGGAGAAAUGUGAAUUAGAACAUAUAGACAUUCCGACUAUAUCGGAUCCAAUGGAUGUGUCAUCACCAGUUCCAGCACCAGUAAUCGACUUUAGUGAAUUAAGUAGAUCACAUUUGCAUGAUAAGAAACCUGCUCAGCGAGAGAAACUGGAGGCAGAAUUUAACCAGAAAAUCAGUGCCUUAAUUUCUGAAAUUGAAAGAACAGCCCCAAAUCUGAAGGCCCUGGAUCAGUACGAGGCUUUGCUGGAGAAGGAAAAAGGUGUAAAUGAAGAGUUUGAGAUUGCCAGGAAAGAAGAGAAGGAAUGUGCUGAUAAAUUCAAUUUAAUUAAGCAGAGGAGGUGUGGACUGUUUAUGGAGGCAUUCAAUCACAUAUCAGGAAAUAUUGACAAAAUCUACAAGCAACUUACAAAGAGCGACACUCAUCAGCUUGGAGGAACAGCAUAUUUGAACCUGGACAAUGAAGAUGAACCGUUUUUACACGGCAUCAAAUAUACUGCUAUGCCCCCAACAAAGCGUUUUCGUGAUAUGGAGCAACUUUCUGGUGGUGAGAAGACUGUUGCUGCUCUUGCAUUGCUUUUCUCCAUCCACAGUUAUAGGCCAUCUCCAUUCUUUAUAUUGGAUGAAGUGGAUGCUGCGUUAGACAACUUGAACGUGGCUAAAGUUGCUGGAUUCAUCCGAUCAAAAUCGUGUGAAGGAGUUCAUAAUAAUGAGGAUGUCCCGUCUGGAAGUGGAUUCCAAAGCAUAGUGAUUUCUCUCAAGGAUAUAUUUUAUGACAAGGCUGAUGCUCUGGUUGGAGUUUAUAGAGAUUCCGGAAGAGGUUGCUCGGGGACGUUGACUUUUGACUUGACCAAGUAUCGGGAGUCAUAAACGCGAGAAAGGAAAGGUAAGGUUUAAUUUGUAAAAAGAAGUUGCACCAGUAGGUUUGGAUUAUUAGGAGGAAUUACUUAAAUAUGUAAUGAUAGAGAUAAGAAACAUUCUAUUAUUAAUGUUUUAUGUAUUUGUGAGAUACAUCAACUAUUCUCGUUCUCCAUUUGGUAUCUUUUAUUAAUCUCUUUUGCCACUU